Messenger RNA from Aphanomyces invadans, 1105 nucleotides. RefSeq lists its product as hypothetical. The coding region runs from base 30 to 1067 and encodes 345 amino acids. Gene Ontology annotation, cellular component: mitochondrion. The record is from RefSeq and is a predicted model, not a curated record. Gene Ontology annotation, biological process: fatty acid metabolic process. The transcript is spliced from 2 exons. Gene Ontology annotation, molecular function: trans-2-enoyl-CoA reductase (NADPH) activity. Lineage: Eukaryota; Oomycota; Saprolegniomycetes; Saprolegniales; Verrucalvaceae.
ACUCAACCCAUUCAGUGACUGCCGCCAACAUGUUGUCGCGCUCGUUGUUCCUUCGCCGCAGCUUUGCCACGGCCGUGCGCUACCAUGCGCAAGGAGUGCCCCAGGAAGUCCUCAAGGUUGAAGCCGCGCCGGCCGCGACCGCCGCAUUGCGAGCUGGUGAAGUCGCGCUCAAGUUUUUGGCGGCGCCAAUUAACCCUGCCGACUUACACAUGAUCCGUGGCGGCUACGGUAUCAAGCCUACGUUGCCCGCUGUCGGUGGUAACGAAGGUGUGGCGCGCGUUACAGCCGUUGGCAGCGGCGUCACUGGUCUCAAGAUCGGCGACCGCGUCAUCCCAGCUGUCGCCGGCUUUGGUACCUGGCGCACGGACGCCGUGGCCAAGGAAGCUGACUUGUUGGCUGUGUCCGACAAGAUUCCUGUUGAAUACGCCGCGACUCUGGCGGUCAACCCUGCCACGGCCUACCGCAUGUUGGCUGACUUUGCCACCCUCAAAAGCGGCGAUGUGGUGAUCCAGAAUGCAGCCAACUCGGCUGUCGGCCAAGCUGUCAUCCAACUCGCGGCGUUGCGCGGUAUCAAAACCAUCAACAUCAUCCGCGACGACGAACAGUACGCCGAGACGGUUGAGCACCUCAAAGGUCUCGGCGCCACGAUUGUCAUGACCGACGACUACUUGGGGUCCGCGGACUUCAAGCGCUUGAUUGCCGACUUGCCGGCCCCCAAACUCGCGCUCAACGGCGUCGGCGGUGCCAGCUCGCUUCAAAUCACCAAGGCAUUGGCCAAAGGCGGCGUGUCUGUCACGUAUGGUGGUCAGUCCCACGAACCUGUGCUCGUCUCGACGACGGCGCUCAUCUUCCAAGACGUGUCUGUGCGCGGCUUCUGGCUCUCGGAGUGGUCCAAAAAUGCUCCCGUCGACGAGCGAAAGGCCAUGUUGGCGGAACUCGCCACGUUGUUCGAACAAGGCAAGCUCCGCUCGUGGGUUGAAACGUACCCGUUGGCCAACUUUGACCAGGCCCUGGACGCCGUCGUCCACCGAUUGACCAAGCGUAAAGUCGUGCUCCUCUUGGAAUAGAAUCGCUUCAUAAUGCCAGUGCGUAUUCCGCGAUGGGU